AUGGACGCCCUCCAGGUCAACUCGAGAGCGAUUCACGAUGAUGCCGAGCCCGAGCCCGAGCCCGAGAUGAACAGCUUUGGCUCGUCGUCAGACGAGAAAGAGUCGGUUGGCGUUCCUGAAAAGACUGUCACCGCGGCAGAGCAUCCUCAGCAGCACUCCAGCCAAGAUCUAGAACGACAACAGACGAUGAGAUCGACGGCAUCGUACCAAGAGACCUAUCCCGAGGGCGGACUCCAGGCAUGGCUCGUCGUGGCGGGCUCCUGGUUCGCAAUGAUCGCCUCCAUGGGCCUGAUGAAUAGCAUCGCCGUCUUCCAGGCCUACACGCUCAGUCACCAGCUCAAGGACUAUAGCGAGGGCACCGUCGGCUGGAUCUUCUCCAUCUACACCUGGCUGGCCUUUUUCGGUGGCGUCUAUAUCGGCCCCGUCUUUGACAAGUACGGUCCAAGAUGGUUAGUCGUCGCUGGAUGCGUGUGUACCGUUGGCGCCCUGGUUGGCAUGAGCUUUUGUACAGAGCUGUAUCAGUUCAUCCUGUCCUUUGGCAUUCUCGGCGGCCUGGGCACCUCGCUCACCUUCACCCCAUGCAUCGCCGCAGUGGGUCACUGGUUCAAGGCCAGACGAGGCUUCGCCACUGGUCUUGCGUCGACGGCGGGAGGAAUUGGAGGCAUAGUCUUCCCCCUCAUGCUCACCGCCUUGUUCGACCGCAUCGGCUACGGCUGGGCCACUCGAGUGCUCGCCUUGAUCUGCCUCGUGUGCGGGCUCAUCGGCAUCAGUCUCGUUCGAUCCCGUCUCCCCCCGGCCCAGAACGCAAAGGCCCAUCCCGACUUUCGCAUCUUCAAGCAGAUCCCCUUCCUCCUGACGACCCUGGCCAUCUUCCUGUUGGAGUUCUCGCUCUUCAUCCCCUUGACCUACAUCGCCACCUACGCUCAGGACCGGGGCUUUGACACCGCGUUCGCCUACCACCUCCUGCCAAUCAUGAACGCCGGGUCCGUCAUUGGCCGAGCACUCCCAGGAUACUAUGCCGACGUCGUUGGAGCCUUCAACGUGUGCCUCUUCUCCGUGGCGCUCUCUCUGGUGUCUUGCCUGUGUGUUUGGCUGCCUCUGGGCCACACAAAGGCCGGCAUCAUCGUCUUCUCCUUGCUCUUUGGCUUCGGGAGCGGCAAUAGCAUUGCCAUUGCGCCAGUGUGCAUCGGCCGCAUGUGUAAGACGCAGGAAUACGGCCGAUACUAUGCCACCACGUACACGGUCGUGUCGUUUGCGUGCCUCAUCGGCAUCCCCAUUGCCGGCAGCAUCGUUCAAGCCGACGGCGGCUCCUACACGGGCCUCAUCAUCUUCACCAGCUGCAUCUACGUUGGAUCAGCCUUCUUUCUCGUUCUCGCCAAGACGUGGCAGCUUGGUUGGAGAAACUGGCGUGCCAGGUAUUGA
Molecule: messenger RNA, 1422 nt
Organism: Trichoderma citrinoviride
Lineage: Eukaryota; Fungi; Ascomycota; Sordariomycetes; Hypocreales; Hypocreaceae
Product: MFS general substrate transporter
Exons: 2
Coding region: 1-1422 (473 amino acids)
Biological process (GO): transmembrane transport
Cellular component (GO): fungal-type vacuole membrane
Molecular function (GO): transmembrane transporter activity
Source: RefSeq, a predicted model, not a curated record